Molecule: messenger RNA, 21044 nt
Organism: Coregonus sp. 'balchen'
Lineage: Eukaryota; Metazoa; Chordata; Actinopteri; Salmoniformes; Salmonidae
Source: the annotation of a GenBank genome assembly
CCACUGUCUCUCUCUGUAGAGGUGUAGCGGUUGGGCCUGUGUGCUCCUCAGGCUCCAGAGAGGAUGAAGAGGUUUAGGAGACCUGGCCAGGAGUCCCAGAGAGACCGGAUCAAACAGGAGCUCUACGGGUUCAACAAGGUAAGAGCAGUGACAGUCAGUCUGAUCUGACAAGGCUUUGAUAUCUAAUCUCUACAGUAAGGCAAUGAUCCCAAUUCCAGACAAUUUUCAGGGGAUUUGUCCUGCCAGUUUCUAUAAUUCUCCCUCUCUCACUCAGACGGUGGAGCAUGGUUUUCCUCACCAGCCCAGUGCUCUGGGCUUCAGCCCCAGUCUACAGCUCCUGGCCAUCGGCACACGCUCCGGAGCCAUCAAACUGUAUCCUUCAAUAGACACAGAGGGAGAGGUCUGUCUGGUUGUGUAGGAGUGCAGGAUUUAAGUGUUAACACGUUUGAACAAGUUUGUCUCAGAGUUGCCCUCUGCUUUAGCUGUCUGUGGUUAGUGUGUAGUUAUCUUAUAUUCCCAGGGUAUUGCUCAACUCUGGCUGUACCAGACGGACACAGUUGGUGUGUCUGUGUAUCUCUGUUAUAGUGUGUGUUUGAUUCAUCUUACACAAUCGUGCUCUUUGACAGUGUGGAACCAGUCAGUACACUCCCCAUUCACUCCGUCACUAUGAAGACCCUUGUCUCUGUCAUUAGAAUUAAUUCACACAAUAGGGGAAAUUGUUCUUUUGAUAACACAAGAAGGAAAUUCUAUGAAUAAAAGUAUUAUUAGCCAAGGGCAGGGCAGUGUAAUAAGACACAAAGAAAGACAGAACAGAACAUCUCUUAUUUCUAUAGAUGCAUGUGGACCCUUUCAGUACAGUAGAAAAAUAAGAACCUGUGUGUGUAUGUCUAUGAAUUGGUGGGGGGGGGGGGGCUCUGUGUACAUCAUGCAUUGUGUGUGUGUCUGUAUUUGCUGCGCAUGUGUGUACACAGUAAGUGUGUGUGUUGGUGCGCUAUGCUGUGUGUGUGUAUUCUUUAACCUGUGGUCAGUUAUGGUGGCCCAGGUGUAGAGUUCAUGGGUCUACACGAUGAGAACGCUGCCGUCACACAGGUCCACUUCCUACCACACCAGGUGAGUGGCUACUCAACACGCACACGGUGGCAGCACCUUAUCACAUGCGCCAUUCACACCUGCUACUGAAAUGAUCUUCUUAAAUCGGGCAGGACGAUAUGGCCAAAAUAUAUCAUAUAUAUUUUUAUUUUUUUGACUGAAUUUAAUGUUUUGGAAUAAUACCAUUUCUAAAUUUGCUUUAUGAGUAGUGCGUUACCCUACGGUGGCAACACAUACAAGUGAUUUCAAUGGGGCUUUCUCCAUUCUGAUUUGUUUUAUACUGUUCAAUUCAACUUCAACCUAAAAUAAUUUCCAUACAUUUCUGCAUUUCCUGCACUAAUUUGAGGUCAUUUCCAUACUGCCACGUAAGGCUGCAUGAUAUGGGAAAACAAUCUAUGCCUUAUUUUUAACUAAAUGCUGCAAUUGCGAUUUAGCGCAAAACACUUGGGUGAACUGUUGGAAUCAUGGAACUUGAAUGAUUAUUGUAAUUCUAUAGUUAGAAUGUAAUAGUGGGCACUUUGAAUACAGUGUUUGACAUGACAACGAAUUAAAAUGCCAGGAGGAGUUAUUGUGACCGGGUAGGAACCUAAGUGUUUCCUAGGGGACGCUAUAAUCUUUAGCUACAUUGAAUGUUUUCUCUUAGGAACUUCAUGUAGCUAACAUAUUCAUGCUUCGCAUAUUCCUCUUUGAUUUAGAAGAUACUGUUGCACAAACAACAUACUGAUUUAGGUCAACACCAUCACUGGUAUUGUCAGGCUGUAUAGCUAGUUACGUUUGCUCCGACUCAGUACAUUUAUUUGCUAGCUAGCCAGCUAACUAGCGAUUAGCAUUUGCGGCUAACAGGAUUUAGGCCCAACUUGCUAAGAAAAGACAAACCAGCCUUUUGCAGAUGUAAGAAACACAAGCUAAUAGUGUCAUUAUAGAACGUUAGUGUAUUUAUAUUAAAAACCAAAGUGAAAACAGCAUCGUUGUCAACAUUGUUGCAUGUGCUGCAUUAACCAUGCAGACUGAAUGCAAGUCUGUCGUGGUCGAGAAACAGCAAAUGUGCUCCUUGAGUGACGGGACAGUGCUAGUUCUGUGUGGAAAGCAGCAUGGAGAGAGAGUGGAGAGAGAUGACUCAAGUAGCGGAGUAAACUAUAAAAAUGGACGUUACACACGGCGUAUCACAUUUAACAAACCAAACAUUCAAAUACUGUUAUAGAAAGUAACAUCAAAACCCAAACCGGUCCGUGCAUCAAUACUGGUAUAUCAUAAAAUACGGUAUACCGCCCAGCCCUAGAAUCCAAUAUGUGGAUCUGAUCAUUGCUGGAAAUGUUAGUAGUAAAGCUGUGGCUAACGUCCCAAAAACAUCCUCCUAAUUGCCCCAAAACGUCCUCCUGACAGUCUCAUAACAUCCCAAUAACGUGUUCCUAACGUCCUUAUGUCCUCCUAAUGUCCUUUUAACAUCUGGUUGCUCUGUGUUGAACAGGUGGAGCUGGUGACUCUGUUGGAUGACAACAGUCUCCACAUGUGGACCCUCAGAGCUCACCAUGGCGUCUCUGAGCUGCUGGAGAUAGGACGCUUCACGCUCACUGGACCCCCGGGGUGAGAGACACACACACUACACCCCACCACCUCCCAACUUCUCUCCUACCCCUUCUCAAGCUUUCUUUCUUUCUAUUUUCCUCACACACUCGCACUCAUUGGAGUGCCACGGUAAGAGACGCACUGUGUGACAUGCACAGAACUAUAGUGGGAUUCUAUUUCUAUGGUGACAUGCACACAUUCAAUGGCAAACACGUAUGCACCUUGAAUGUUAUUUUUCUGUCUGCCAGAUUCAACCUGUUAACUUUAUCCUAUCUUUCUCUCUAUUUACCGCUUUCUCGUUCCCUCAAUCAGUGCUCCCCCCAGUGUAACUUGUGUAACAGCGGUGCUAGCCCACUCUUCUGGGGACCUGUUGUUGCUAGGAACAGAGGGAGGACACGUGUUCAUAGUGAAGGUACCAGGCUUCAGAGAACUAGAGGAGAGGAACAUCAGCCUGGAGAAAGUCACCAACAGGUACACACACCACACACACUUCCUUUCAUUGAGUUACUAAAUUGGAAAUUUUGUUAUCCUAAACAGAUGGAAACAACUAUUGAUUCAUGUUAAAAUGCUUCCCACACACACACAAACGUAUUUGAUCGAUAAUUAUGCUAAAACAGUACCCCCUCAUUCUGUAGUGUACCAGAGGAGUAUGGAGGUCGUAGGAGCCUGGAGCAUGUCGAGUCCUUACAGGAGAAUCCCGUCAACCCACGCCAGGUUCUGAUUGGCUACGGACGAGGCCUCAUGGUCAUCUGGGACCUGGACAGCCAAUCAGCCGUCAAACACAUCCCUGCUACACAGGUAUACAGUGUGUGUGUCUGUGUGUUGGUGUCUGGAUGUCGAGGGCUCUGAUCUUGACUCCUUGUUUGGUUGUGCGUCCAUAGCAACUGGAGAGCGUGUGGUGGACGGAGGACGGCGGCCAUGUUCUCAGUUCCCAUAGCGAUGGCAGCUACUGCCGCUGGAAGGUGGCUGGGGAUGACCCACAGAGCGAGCAGGAGAUGUCCGAAGUACCGUACGGUGAGGACCCCCAAAAAGUCAACAGCACGUUUCUCUCUGUGGAAGCUGACAAAACACAGCGACUGGGAUAAUGUUAUUGAUUGAAUGCUGAGUAGGUUAAUUGAUGAUUGAUCAAUGGAUUUGAUGAUUUCUCUCUCCUCUGUGUAGGCCACUUCCCCUGUAAGGCCAUCUCUAAAAUCAUCCAACUGCUGACAGAACAGGGGUGAGUGACUCUCUCUUUUUCUCGUCCUGCUCUGUCAACCCACAUUUCUCCAUUGUUACACAUGAACCCAUCUGCAAAUGUCUUCUAACCUGGCUCUCCUUUUCCUGUAUGUCUAUAUCCAGGCCUCCGUUCCUGUUCUUCAGUGGUGGCAUGCCCAGGGCCAGCUACGGAGACAGACACUGUAUCAGUGUGAUCCACAGUAAAACACACGUGGCUCUGGACUUCACCUCCAGAAUCAUCGACUUCUUUGUCAUCAGAGACGGUCCAGAUCAUACAGGUAGAAAGGCAGGGGGAUACGUGCACACACAGGUUCAGAAACACACACCGGUUCAGAAACACACACGCAGUCUAACCCCUCUCGUUCUGUCCAGGCGAACCCAAUGCGUUGGUGGUCUUAGUAGAAGAGGAGUUGGUAGUGAUCGAUCUCCAGACUGAGGGGUGGCCAGUCAUCCAGACUCCGUACCUGGUGCCUCUCCACUGCUCUGCCAUCACCUGCUCACACCAUGUCUCUGCUAUACCCCUGAAGCUGUGGGAGAGGGUCCUGUCUGCCGGAGCAUUGCAGAACACACACUACUCUAAGAAGGUAGGUGACACGCACUGCUCAAGCAAGUUCCUGCACCACACACACUCAAAAUUGCACUCCACACUGCCCUCACCCACCUAGAUAAGAGGAAUACCUAUGUGAGAAGGCUGUUCAUUGACUACAGCUCAGCGUUCAACACCAUUGUCUCCUCCAAGCUCGUCACCAAGCUUAGGAUCCUGGGUCUGAACACCUCCCUCUGCAACUGUAUCCUGGACUUCCUGACAGGCUGACCCCAGGUGGUGAGGGUAGACAACAUCAGCUCCACCACGCUGACCCUCAACACGGGGGCCCCACAGUGCUUAGUCCCCUUCUGUAAUCCCUGUUCACCCACGACUGUGUGGCCAUGCACGACACCAACACAAUUAAGUUAGCUGACGACGCAACGGUGGUAGGCCUGAUCACCGGCGACGAUGAGACAGCCUACAGAAGGGAUCAUCAACUACAGUCAGCCGCGGGCCAAUUUGUUCUUCAGCGGAUGGUCAGGGAGGCCUGAAAACAAUCACAAAUAAUUUGUAGACUGCAAAUUGACCGCAAGAAGCCCGAACAGAUAUGUUUGACUAAAACAUAAUCAUUUCAAACCUUGCUUACAUUUGUAUAUGAUCACGUGUCUCUCUAUUAUGCGUGGGAAUAUUUGGGAACGGAUUUCUUAAAUUGAAAUCACUUGGAGCUGAUUUCCUGGUGUUUCUUUACGGUCUUUUAUGUCCUACAAUAAAACCACUGCCGCCAGUUGGGGAACCCUGGCCUAAAGGGACGAGGUCAGUGACCUGGCAGUGUGGUGCCAGGACAACAACCUUUCCCUCAAUGUCAUUAGACCAAGGAGCUGAUCGUGGACUAUGGGAAACGAGGGGUCGAGCACACCCCCAUCCAUAUCGAUGGGGCUGCAGUAGAGCGGGUCGAGAGCUUCAAGUUCCUCUGUGUCCAAAUCACUAAGGACUUAAAAUGGUCUGCACACAGUCGUGAAGAAGGCGCGACAUCCCUCAAAUCGUUAUACAGUAGCACCAUUGAGAGCAUCUUGACUGGCUGCAUCACUGUUUGGUAUGGCAACUGCACCGCCCUCAAUCGCAUGGUGCCGCAGAGGGUGGUACGGACAGACCAGUACAUCACUGGGGCCGAGCUCCCUGCCAUCCAGGACCUCUAUAUCAGGUGGUGUGAAAGGAAGGCCCGGAGAAUUGUUCAAGACUCCAGCCACUCAAGCCAUAGACUGUUCUCUCUGUUUCUGCAUGGCAAGCAGUACCAGAGCAACACGUCUGCCACCAACAUGCCCCUGCCAACAGGCCCCAAGCCAUAAGACUGCUAAAUAACUAACAAAAUGGCUACAUGGACGAUCUGCAUUGACCCUUCUAUUUUAUAAAAAUGUUUGCACUGACUCUAUGCACAUGCACAUGACUCUACGCUCACUCACACACAUACUUAAUUUGCUCACACACACACUCACAUAGUCAUCAUAUAUGCUUCUGCUACUCUGUUUAUCAUACUGUAUAUCCUGAUGCCUAGUCACCUAACCCGUAUACAUAUAUAACCCUACCACUCCAGUAUCCCUGCACAUUGUAAAUAUGGUAUUGGCACUGACCCUGUAUAUAGCUAGCCUGCUUUGUGUUCUUAUUUCUAUUUCUGGUGUGUUUUUCUUCUACGUUACUUUAUUUUAUAGUACUACUGAUAUUGAUUACUGCAUUGUUGGAAAAGCGCUUGCAAGAAAGGCAUUUAUAAUAAUACACUGCUCAAAAAAUAAAGGGAACACUAUAAUAACACAUCCUAGAUCUGAAUGAAUGAAAUAAUCUUAUUAAAUACUUUUUUCUUUACAUAGUUGAAUGUGCUGACAACAAAAUCACACACAAAUUAUCAAUGGAAAUCAAAUGUAUCAACCCAUGGAGGUCUGGAUUUGGAGUCACCCUCAAAAUUAAAGUGGAAAACCACACUACAGGCUGAUACAACUUUGAUUUAAUGUCCUUAAAACAAGUCAAAAUGAGGCUCAUUAGUCUGUGUGGCCUCCACGUGCCUGUAUGACCUCCCUACAACGCCUGGGCAUGCUCCUGAUGAGGUGGUGGAUGGUCUCCUGAGGGAUCUCCUCCCAGACCUGGACUAAAGCAUCCGCCAACUCCUGGACAGUCUGUGGUGCAACGUGGCGUUGGUGGAUGGAGCGAACCAUGAUGUCCCAGAUGUGCUCAAUUGGAUUCAGGUCUGGGGAACAGGCGGGCCAGUCCAUAGCAUCAAUGCCUUCCUCUUGCAGGAACUGCUGACACACUCCAGCCACAUGAGGUCUAGCAUUGUCUUGCAUUAGGAGGAACCCAGGGCCAACCGCACCAGCAUAUGGUCUCACAAGGGGUCUGAGGAUCUCAUCUCGGUACCUAAUGGCAGUCAGGCUACCUCUGGCGAACACAUGGAGGGCUGUGCGGCCCCCCAAAGAAAUGCCACCCCACACCAUGACUGACCCACCGCCAAACCGGUCAUGCUGGAGGAUGUUGCAGGCAGCAGAACGUUCUCCACGGCGUCUCCAGACUCUGUCACGUCUGUCACGUGCUCAGUGUGAACCUGCUUUCAUCUGUGAAGAGCACAGGGCGCCAGUGGCGAAUUUGCCAAUCUUGGUGUUCUCUGGCAAAUGCCAAACGUCCUGCACGGUGUUGGGCUGUAAGCACAACCCCCACCUGUGGACGUCGGGCCCUCAUACGACCCUCAUGGAGUCUGUUUCUGACCGUUUGAGCAGACACAUGCACAUUUGUGGCCUGCUGGAGGUCAUUUUGCAGGGCUCUGGCAGUGCUCCUCCUGCUCCUCUUUGCACAAAGGCGGAGGUAGCAGUCCUGCUGCUGGGUUGUUGCCCUCCUACGGCCUCCUCCACGUCUCCUAAUGUACUGGCCUGUCUCCUGGUAGCGCCUCCAUGCUCUGGACACUACGCUGACAGACACAGCAAACCUUCUUGCCACAGCUCGCAUUGAUGUGCCAUCCUGGAUGAGCUGCACUACCUGAGCCACUUGUGUGGGUUGUAGACUCCGUCUCAUGCUACCACUAGAGUGAAAGCACCGCCAGCAUUCAAAAGUGACCAAAACAUCAGCCAGGAAGCAUAGGAACUGAGAAGUGGUCUGUGGUCACCACCUGCAAAGCAGUCCGUUAUUGGGGGUGUCUUGCUAAUUGCCUAUAAUUUCCACCUGUUGUCUAUCCCAUUUGCACAACAGCAUGUGAAAUGUAUUGUCAAUCAGUGUUGCUUCCUAAGUGGACAGUUUGAUUUCACAGAAGUGUGAUUGACUUGGAGUUACAUUGUGUUGUUUAAGUGUUCCCUUUAUUUUUUUGAGCAGUGUAUAAUAAUAUGCCAUUUAGCAGACGCUUUUAUCCAAAGCGACUUACAGUCAUGUGCGCAUACAUUUUUACGUAUGGGUGGUCCCGGGGAUCAAACCCACUACCCUGGCGUUACAAGCGCCAUGCUCUACCAAUUGAGCUACAGAUGACCUACAUUUAGCUACACUUCACUGUACUUGUGCAUGUGAAAAUACAAUCUGGGAGCUGGAAACUUGAAUUGAUGGAGCACAUUGAAUUGACCUAAAUUCUUUCUCUCGCAUUCAUCCAAUUUUUGCACCCCUCCCUUCUCUCUCCCUCCGUCCAGCCUUGGCCUAUGACAGGAGGACAGAACCUGGCUCCAGACCCUCCUCAGAGAGACCUACUGCUCACAGGGUCAGUAGACAGUCACAGCUCGUUCAUUUCUUUUCAGAGACUUCAUUUCAAUACAACUUAAUGAUCUACAUUUAAUGUUGCUAUGUGGAGACGGCGAACAGGGUUUCAAAUAGUUAGUCAUGUUUUUGUUCCCCUGAUUUUGUUGAUCCUCACAAAUGUAAUCUCCUCCCUCCACCUCCUCACAGGCACGAGGACGGUACGGUGCGUUUCUGGGACGCGUCGGGGGUGUGUCUGUACCCAAUGUACAAGCUGAGCACGGCAGGGGUGUUCCUCACUGACGCAGACCCCAAUGAAAACAUGAACCAGGGCACAGAGGGAGAGUGGCCACCUUUCAGAAAGGUCUGUGUGUGUAUAAAUAACAUGUAAAGAGUUACCACCAUUCGGAUGUGUGUAUAUUCACAUACAGGGAGCACAAAGGUAAAGUGGAGUCACUGUAGAAAAGGUGUAGGUGUGUUUUGUGAGAAAAUGUGUCUAGUGAAUCAGAAUAGCGAGACGGUGUAUUAAACAUGUCCCUCUUCUCCCCCCAGGUGGGUUGUUUUGACCCGUACAGUGACGACCCUCGUCUGGGCGUUCAGAAGAUCCACCUGUGUAAAUACAGCGGCUACCUGACUGUAGCUGGCACCGCUGGACAGGUGAGUUUACCAGUGGAAAACCAACCGCUACUCCCUCUAGUGGCCAGUUAGCCUAAGUGCUGUGUUGGACAUUUUUGGACAUUACCGGUAUAAUAUAAUAAUAUGCCAUUUAGCAAUCCAGUCUGUUGUUUUGGUCUUAAUUUUACGUUCUUUGGCACUAUAGAUCUUUGUCCCCCAUGACAAUCUUUUCCUGAGGGUAUUUGGGUCACGGAUGGUCACACAUUCAGUGAAUGGCAUAUUUUCCAGACCCAGUCUGCAUGGUUGCAUAGCUCUCCUAUAGUCAUUAUAUAAUGUAGUGUGAUAAAUAAGCCACCUCCUUUAAUCAGAAUGUGUGGAAAUUAAAUGUAAUCUCUCAUUCUUUAUAGAGCACUGGAUCAUCAGUGGGAAGUAUCUUAUUCCCCCCUUUUAUAUUAUCAGCUGUCAUUCAUUAUAAAAGAGGGUGGUCUGAUUUAGUUGGCUGGCACAGAGGCGCACACACACUGAGAAAGAGAGGUGUGAAUGUCUGAGUGGUUCAUAUAAGUGUUUAGAUAAGACUGCCUGUUGGUCCAAAACAAUAAAUGUAAUGUUACGGUCUGUCCUUCUCUCACCUCUCCCCUCCAUAGGUCCUGGUGUUAGAGCUGAAUGACGAGGCAGCAGAACAGACUGUGGAGGCCACCGUAGCAGACCUGCUACAGGGACAGGAGGGCUUCCGCUGGAAGGUAAACGACAACAAACAAGAACUUUACAUUGAGUGUGUGUUUACUGGAUUCUCCGUAAAUACUGCAGUGCAAUUUUGAUUGAAUUGGUUUUCGGUGAGCAUAAAGAAAAGUGAUCAAUACUUUUCUGUAAUAUUCUUUAAUGUUUGUGUAACCAUCUCUCCCUAUCAGGGCCAUACACGUCUGGAGGUGAGGGAGGAGCCGGUGAUGUUCCCCCCAGGUUUCCAGCCCUUUGCCCUGGUCCAGUGUCAGCCUCCGGCCGUGGUCACUGCCCUCACCCUGCACUCUGAGUGGAAACUAGUGACAUUCGGGACCAGUCACGGCUUCGGACUCUACGACUACCAGCAGAAAAACAACGUCCUCGUCAGGUAAGUGUGUGUUUGUGGGGGGGGGGGGGGGGGGGGGGGGGGGGGGGGGUUUAGUGUUUGCAUGUUUCUGCCUGUAUGACUUCAAAAUAACGGAAGGUAACGGAGAUGGUAUAUAGACGUUUGUGUGUGUUAACCCUCUCCUGUCCCUCUCCUGUAGGUGUACUCUGAACCCCAGUGACCAGCUGGCUAUGGAAGGUCCUCUGUCCAGAGUGAAGAGCAUUAAGAAGUCUCUCCGUCAGUCUUUCAGAAGGAUCAGGCGCAGCCGAGUGUCCCUACGCAAACACCACGUCAACAACGCAGCUAAGGUAAACGACAACAAAAAUGUAUUUUUGGGCCAAAAAAAAUGUGACUGCAUAAAUCUUUAAUUGAACAAAGUUCCUAAUGAUCACACCGUUUUUAGUGCAGUCUGCUGCUGCAUUCAUCUCCAACCCAGCGCAUCUCAAACGGGCUUCUCUAUCUCUAGUUGCAGGAGGCUAAUGCUCGUCUAGAGGCAGAGCUAGCUGAGAUGGAGUUGGCGCCCGUCCAGAGAAAGAUAGAGGCUCGAUCCUCUGACGACUCCUUCACCGGCCUUGUACGAACGCUAUACUUCGCUGACACCUUCCUUUCAGACAGUAAGUCACACUGUAACGGUUUUGACUUGACUUUUGAGGUUAGUUUUAGUCAGUGGUAACCAAAAGUACCCAAAUGUCAUACAUGAAAGUCACCCAGUAAAAUACUACUUGAGUAACAGUCUGAAAGUAUUUGGUUUUUAAAUAUACUUCAUUAUCGAAAGUAAAUGUAAUUGCUAAAAUAUACUUAAGUAUCAAAAUAAGUUUAAAUUCCUUAUUAAGCAAACCAGACGGCACCGUUUAUUUUAUUUUGCGGAUAGCCAGGUGCACACUCAGACAUAAUUUACAAACGUAGCAUUUUUGUUUAGUGAGUCCGCCAGAUCAGAGGUAGUAGAUGACCAGGAAUGUUCACUUGAUAAAUGCUUGAAUUUGACCGUUUUCUUGUCCUCCUAAGCAUUCGAAAUGUAACGAGUACUUUUGGGUGUCAGGGAAAAUCUAUGGAGUAAAAAGUAAAUGUAUUUUCUUUAGGAAUGUAGUGGAGUAAAAGUUGUCAAAAAUAUAAAUAGUGAAGUACAGAUACCCCAAAAGACUACUUAAGUAGUACCUCAAAGUAUUUUUACUUAGUUACUUUACACAACUGGUUUUAGUUAGGGGGUGCCAGGUAGCUCGUGCCAGCAGAGAGAUGUUUGAUUUCUCCUUUUUGUUUGUGAUUCGGUCUCAUCUCUGUCAAGUAUAGACCAAUACAAAUGACUCAUGAAAAGUCAGUCGUGGAAUAUAAACUUUUCAUGAACCUGUAACAUUGAAAGAAAUAACUCCAAAACAAUGGUGUUCUUCUGUGUUUUUGUAUUAUCCCAAAAUAAAUGAUUGCACAAACAAUAUCACAGUCACAAAAUAAUAAUAACUUAGGUUCCUCAGGAAACGUCCCUUACCUCUGGCCUAAAAAUAUUUCAAGUGAACCUAUUUGAUCUCAGUCUCUCAAUGUUCAUCAAUAAGCGGUGUGUAAAACCAGUCCCACUCAGAAAACCAUUAACACUUGUUCCACACAACAAUACCAAUUAUUAGGAUUAAAAAUAUAUUAAUCCCCAACAACUCGUAAAUAACCAAACAAAUUCGGAGUAAAUCACAAUGAAAAUAAAUGAAAUACUGUAUGUUAAAAAGUUGUCAGUCGAGUCUGUGAGUCAAUCCGAUCCGACAGUAGAACUCAAGCGGAGAACAACAGAGAUCAACUGAGAUUUGCCUGUCAUUCUAAUCCGUUUAGGAAUGUUUGUGGCGUUUUAGCUUUUGUUGAGACACGGCUAUAGUGCACUUUUGAGAACAAAACAAAAAGGUACAGUGCCUUCAGAAAGUAUUCACACAAGUAUUCACACUUUUUCCACAUUUCGUUGUCUUACAGCGUGAAUUUAAAAUUGAUUAAAUUGAGAUUUUGUGUCACUGGCCUACCCCUUAAUGUCAAAGUGGAAUUAUGUUUUUAGAAAUGUUUACGAAUUAAUUAAAAAAUGAAAAGCUGGAAUGUCUUGAGUCAAUAAGUAUUCAACCCCCUAAUGGCAAAAUAAGUUCAGAAGUUAACAUGUGAUAAGUCCCAAUAAGUUGCAUGGACUCACUCUGUGUGCAAUAAUAGUGUUUAACAUGAUUUUUGAGUCACUAUCUCAUCUCUGUACCCCACACAUACAGUUAUCUGUAAGGUCCCUCAGUCAAGGACGAAUUUCAAACACAGAUUCAACCACAUAGACCAGGGAGGUUUUCCAAUGUCUUGCAAAAAAGGGCACAUAUUGGUAGAUGGGUAAAAAAAAAAGCAGAUAUUGAAUAUCCCUUUGAGCAUGGUGAAGUUAUUAGUUACACUUUAGAUGGUGUAUCAAUAAACCCAGUCAGUACAAAGAUACAGGUGUCCUUCCUAACUCAGUUACGGGAUAGGAAGGAAACCGCUCAGGGAUUUCACCAUGAGGCCAAUGGUGACUUUAAAACAGUUACAGAGUUUAAUGGCUGUGAUAGGAGAAAACUGAGGAUGGAACAACAACAUUGUAGUUACUCCACAAUACUAACCUCAUUCAUCCUGUUUGCAACAAGGCACUAAAGUAAUACUGUAGAAAAUGUGGCAAAGCAAUUUAACUUUUUGUCCUUAAUACAAAGUGUUAUGUUUGGGGCGAAACCAAUACAGCACAUUACUGAGUAGGGCUUAACACCGGUAAUCGGGAUCCCAGGACUGUCCCGGGACCACUCUUCCCGAAAAAUAAAUAAAUGACAAAACCCGGGAAAUUACAACCUUUUCCCCCAAUGUCUCACUGAUGUAAUUCCACAAAAUACACAACAUGCACAGCAGCAGAUUGGUCCAUAAAAAAAAUAGCACAUUAUCCAAACAGGUUGUCCCAUGAAGCCUUCAGCCUAGUGGAUUUACUUCACACAUAAGUCGCCAUAAAUUCAAAGCACAAGCAUAAUUGACACUUCCGGACUGCACAUGAGACCCGAAGGCAGUUUAGAGUUUAUCAGAACUGAAUAUUCGAUCCAGGUCCGACCCAAGCCCGUUGAGCUGAAGCCCGAGCCCUGGUCCGACAUCACAGAAAUUAAAUGAGCCCGAACCUGAAAAAAAGUUCAGAUUUCUAGAAAACAGUAGGCUAUAUUGAUUGAAACUGGUGUUGAGAAUGACGUGGUGGAGGUGGGUGGCAGCGGAGUGAGGAGACGAGGUAACAGCUGUUGGGCCUAGAAAAAGCACAGAGGGAGGAAAACUCACCUUAGUUAUGAUCAACUGAAUAAUGAACAUAUUGGAAUAAAGUAGUUUAAUGCCAUUGAAGGCUUGUAUCAAACCCUUGCUUAUACUGAAACUCCCAAAGUAAUAUCCAAUCGUUACACUAAUUUAAAGCAAUAGUCAAGUGUGGUCACCUAGAUUAUCAUUUCAACACCGUUUUGAUUGGGACAGCGCCAUCGCAAUUCUUUGAGACAAGAGUGGGGGACUCGCCUAGAUAAAGAAAUCAAUGUCAGAUUUUUGUUUUCGCUGAAUCUCCGUUUGAAUAUUUGGUAAUAAUUAGGCUGGGGAAAUGUUAGCUGAGGUGAAUGCUAAUGCUAAUAUUUUAUUCUAGUUUUCUCACAUAUUAGCUGAACAGAACAUUUUCUAGCCUGUUACAGAAGAUGAUUUUGCUCUUCACUCGCGUAGUAGCCUGUCCUACUCCCGGCCAAAAGCCAGUGACUUGUCUGAUAAUCAAUCAAUGUGAUUUUGUUUCACUGAACCUCUGUCUGUAAACUAUAUAUACAAAAAUAUAUUAAAAAGUAUGUGGACACCCCUUCAAAUUAAUGGAUUCAGCUAUUUCAGCCACACCCGUUGCUGACAGGUGUAUAACAUCGAGCACACAGCCAUGCAAUCUCCAUAGACAAACAUUGGCAGUAGAAUGGCCUUACUGAAGAGCUCAGUGACUUUCAAUGUGGCACCAUCAUAGGAUGCCACCUUUCCAACAAGUCAAUUCGUCAAAUUUCUGCCCUGCUAGAGCUGCCCCGGUCAACUGUAAGUGCUGUUAUUGUGAAGUGGAAAUGUCUAGGAGCAACAACGGCUCAGCCGUAAAAUGGUAGGCCACACAAGCUCACAAAACGAGACCGCCAAGUGCUGAAGCGCGUAACACAUAAAAAUCGUCUGUCCUCGGUUGCAACACUCACUACCGGGUUCCAAACUGCCUUUGGAAGCAACGUCAGCACAAGAACUGUUCGUCGGGAGCUUGAUGAAAUGGGUUUCCAUGGCCGAGCAGCCGCACACAAGCCUAAGAUUACCAUGCGCAAUGCCAAGUGUCGGUUGGAGUGGUGUAAAGCUCGCCGCCGUUGGACUCUGGAGCAGUGGAAACACGUUCUCUGGUGUGAUGAAUCACGCUUCACCAUCUGGCAGUCCGACGGACAAAUCUGGGUUUGGCGGAUGCCAGGAGAAUGCUACCUGCCCGAAUGCAUAGUGCCAACUGUAAAGUUUGGUGGAGGAGGAAUAAUGGUCUGGGGCUGUUUUGUCAUGGUUCGGGGAAAUCUUAACGCUACAGCAAUGACUUUCUAAACUAUUCUGUGCUUCUAACUUUGUGGCAACAGUUUGGGGAAGGCCCUUUCCUGUUUCAGCAUGACAAUGACCCAGUGCACAAAGCGAGGUCCAUACAGAAAUGGUUUGUUGAGAUCGGUGUGGAAGAACUUGACUGGCCUGUACAGAGCCCUGACCUCAACCCCAUCGAACACCUUUGGGAUGAAUUGGAAUGUCGACUGCGAGCCAGGCCUAAUCGCCCAAUAUCACUAAUGCUCUUAUGGCUGAAUGGAAGCAAGUUCCCGCAGCAAUGUUCCAACAUCUAGUGGAAAACCUUCCCAGAAGAGUGGAGGCUGUUAUAGCAGCAAGGGGGGGACCAACUUCAUAUUAAUGCCCAUGAUUUUGGAAUGAAAUAUUCAAAGAGCAGGUGUCCACAUACUUUUGGUCAUUUGGUGUAUUUGGUUAAUUGAUCUCUGGCUGGACAAGUAGAAGUGGUAGCUAAUUUAUUCAUUUGCGCAUCUAUCACUGAUCAGAAACAUUUAGCAUGCAAUGCUGUAGCCUAAAUCAAGUGUGUUAUCUAUUGACUCGCAUUAGUAGCCUUAUAUAGAGCCUAGGCUAUUUUCCUAUAGUCCUAAUCCCACUGAAACCCAAAAUCCUGACUCCAGUCUCGCAUGAAAAUUCCUAACUUUAUUCUGUAAUCCAUAGGUUGUAUUAUCAAAGCACAUCUCACCUAUACAUGUCAAAAUACCACUAUAACAUUUUCCCUACUUCUCUGCACUGUCUCCUUUUGCUGCCCAUAUGAGAGCUUCGGUAGAGAAUGUGUGAUCAACAAACUAUUUUUUUUUUUAAACAGUUACCUUGAUAUUUAAGUAAUUUCCUCUUCUCCCCGUUAUUCAUGAGUUGAUUUUGCCAAGUAGGAGAUAUUCUGUCAUUCUUUGGAGAUUAUCUAACAAGCUUAGCAACUUUGGUCUUUUUACUUUUUGGUUGACUGCCGUUACAAAGUUUGUAUGAUUCAACAACGCUAUUGCCUACUCUGGGUGCGUCCUGAGCGCGCUCUGUGUCGAGAUGAGGCGGCAGGUAGCCUAGUGGUUAAGAGCGUUGGGCCAGUAAUCGAAGGGUCGCUGGUUCGAAUCCCCAAGCCGGCUAGGUGAAAAAUCUGUUGGUUUGCCCUUGAUUAUUCCUGUAAAUCGCUCUGGAUAAGAGCAUCUGCUAAAUGACUAAAAUGAAAAAUGAGAUGGCCUAGACCUACUGCAGAAAUGCGCUGAAUUCAUUGAGGAACAUGAUAACGCUCUGAAUUUAUGAUCAGCCUGUUUCGCAAUUCACAAGAAUGUCAUUGGCUAUCAAAGUUACUGAUUACUAAAUAUCAGUUUCACUUGCUAUGAAAUCUUUACAUAGGGGCGCAGCCAAGCCAGCAUUGUGGCUCAAAACCAAUCUUAUUUUGGGAGAACCCUGGCAUAGUGACCAUAUCUUGGUUUUAAAUGCUUUUAAAUGGGCACUUCUGAUUUUCGUGGUAUUUCCUGGGACUCUGGAUAAAUAUGAAUUAUUCCCGCUAUUGAAACUUGGUAGAUUUUCGGAAAAUACGAAUCCCUAUUACUGCAUACCACUCUCCAUAUUUUAAAGCAUAGUGGUGGCUGCUUCAUGUUAUGGGUAUUCUUGUAAUCGUUAAGGACUGGGGAGUUUUUCAGGAUAAAAAAUUAACGGAAUGGAGCUAAGCACAGGCAAAAUCCUAGAGGAAUACCUGGUUCAGUCUGUUUUCCACUAGACACUGGGAGAUUAAUUAACCUUUCAGCAGGACAUUAACCUAAAACAAAGGCCAAAUCUACACUGGAGUUGCUUACCAAGAAGACUGAAUGUUCCUGAGUGGCCGAGUUAGUUUUGACUGCUUGAAAAUCUAUGGCAAUACCUGAAAAUGAUUGUCUAGCAAUGGUCAACAACCAAUUUCACAGAGCUUGAAGAAUUUUGAAAAGAAUAAUGGGCAAAUGUGGCACAAUCCACAUGUGGAAAGCUCUUAGACUUACCCAGAAAGACUCACUGCUUGUAUCGCUGCCAAAGGGGAUUCUAACAUGUAUUGAUUCAGGGGGUUGAAUACUUAUCUAAUUUAGAUAGCAUUUAUGAAAAAUAAAACCUAAAAUAGUAUUUUCUGUAGAUCGUUGAAUUUUUUUUACAAUUACAUCCAUUUGAAUCCCACUUCGUAACACAAAAAAAAGUAAGUGGGUGUUAAUACUUUCUGAAGGCACUGUAUGAACAAGCUUCAGAGCUGAGGGUUUGAAAACUUCCUCUCUGUCACUGUUUUUACGCAGCUGAUAUUGGCUAUUUAAUUGGGAAUUAAAGGGGAAGCGCAGUGUCUGGGGGAGACUCGCUGAGACAGUUCAGAGGUAAAUUCGGGGCCGUCACAACACACACGAGUAGACACCGGGCUAUUAAACGUUUUGUGAUGUCUCAUACUGCUCAUUCCUCUCCUCAUACAGGCUCCCACAACACACCCUCUCUGUGGGCAGGGACCAAUGGGGGAUCAGUAUUCGCCUACCAGCUCCGCCUACCGCCUGUGGAACGCAGAGCAGAGGACCCUGUCACAGCCCACCCUGGUGAGAACACGCAUGUUCUCACACACACGCUGUCUUACACAUCACUCUCUCUUGCCUCCCUUGUCCACACUUCCAUCUCUAAAGAAGUGAGGGAAACUCUGUUUUAACAACAACGGACAAUAAAGCACAAAUAUAUUCUCCCACUCUCUCUGCAGCUAAGGAGAUCCAGUUGAUGCACCGUGCUCCAGUAGUGGGCAUCUUGGUGUUGGACGGCCACGGUUCCCCUCUGCCUGAGCCCCUGGAGGUGGCACACGACCUGGCCCGCUCACCUGACAUGCAGGGUUCACACCACCUACUGGUCAUAUCAGAGGAACAGUUCAAGGUGAGAACCCACACACUGCUGCACGCAUACACACACACACAGACAUCUUACCCACACUCAUCUGAUGAGGGGUUACCUUUUUCCCCCCCAAAGGUUGAUAAAGAAACACAGAAUAUGUUUGUCCUCCAAGACUAUUAAAACAAAUAUUAUACAUUUUUCUCUGUCUCCAGGUGUUCACCCUGCCUAAGGUGAGUGCUAAAAUGAAGUUGAAGCUGACGGCCAUUGACGGCUCGCGCGUGCGCCGGGUGGGCGUGGCCUGGUUUGGCAGCAGCCGAACGGAUGACUACGGCGAGAGUGGCCUCACCGUCCUGACCAAUCAGGGAGACCUCCAUGUUGUGUCGUUGCCGGGGGUGAAAUUGCAGGUCCAGUACCCCUGUAUCCGCAGGGAGGACGUUAGCGGCAUCGCAUCCUGUGUCUUCACCAAGCAAGGACAGGGUAGGACGAGAGACCCACAGUUUAUAAUAAUAAUAAUAUAAUAUAAUAUGCCAUUUAGCAGACUCUUUUAUCCAAAGCGACUUACAGUCAUGCGUGCAUACAAUUUUUUUUUGUGUAUUGGUGGUCCCGGGGAUCGAACCCACUACCAUGGCGUUACAAGCGCCGUGCUCUACCAGCUGAGCUACAGACUUUCCUACAGACUUUCCCAUAAAACCCUGAAGUGGCACACACACACUCAAACUUAAAAACCUCAAUGCAUGCCUUCCUCAUCCGCACCUCUUUUCCUCUCCAAUCUGAAAGGUGUUAGCUAGCUACGGCACACAAGUUGUGGUCCAUUCAAGGGUGAGAAGCUCAGUCUGAAUAAGUUUAACUGAAGUGCCCCCCCCCCCCCCAACCACCCGGUUUACCUCUCACAAACAUUUUACAUUUCAUGUAUUCAGCUCUUUCAUUCCUCCCUCUUUCUCAUGCCAUCCAUUUUUCUUCCUUGCACUCUUUCUCAUUUCUCCCUCAGGUUUCUACCUGAUCUCUCCAUCAGAGUUUGAGCGUUUCUCUCUGUCCGCUCGCUGUGUGGUGGAGCCCCGGUCUCUAGUGGAGGUGCCCUCCCAGACACCCACCACCACCCUGCCAUGGGCAUCGCCUGACGGGGCCUCUGUGGAGCACAGGUACACACACACUGUUUUUAUAGCUGUAUUCACUAUCGACUUUGGAAGAACUGCUUUUUGACAGAGACUUUUUGACACAACUAACUUUUCAUGUUUUACUGAAGAACUGUGUCUGUCAUUCCAGAAAUUCCACGAGGGACAGCAAUGGCGUGGGUAAGAUCACAAGCUGUUUGUGCCGCUUUAAAGGGCUAAUAUAGUUCUAUCUAUAGCUAUGCAAAUAAUACUAAAACAUGCACGCGUCUAUGCCUAACAGAGUACUUCAGCAAGUGCACAGUAUGACAUGCUCUGUUAGGCUGUUGACCUGUUUGCUUGUGCCCUGUGCUGAUCGGUCUGCGAAAACACGGUCUACACACACUGUGUUAUCAUGCUGUGUGCUUGUGUGUCCUGAUGUGCUGACUGCGUGCUGCGAUGCUGUUCGUUUACAGAGAGCUCUGCUAGACGUGUGAUGGAGCAUGCUUUGCUGAAUGAUGAGAGUGAGUACCUCAGGAACCAACAGACAACCUUAACAUAACUUAACCUUAACCAACUCCAAUAUUUGUGUAUGUGAUCCCUGCGGGGAUUGAACCCACAACCUUGAUGUUGCUAGCGCUAUGCUCAUACCAACUGAGCCACAUCGAUAUGUGUCUGCUUUGACUGUCCUGUUGGCAUCCAGAUGUGUAAACCCGACUAGCAGCCUUGAGUGAUUGUCUGCUACAUAGCGAACCACAACCAUCCCAUUGCAUGUUUCAUGAUGACCAUCUCAACUCAUGGCAACUCAUGUCAGUCAUCAUUGUGUAUUUGUGGUCUGACGUGUGUUUUCUUACAGCUGUGCUUCAGGAGAUCCAGAAAUCUCUAGAAGUCGAUCAGACGUGAGUAUUCACCUCUGAAACAACUACAAGCGUUGUUUUUCAGUGUGUUAUGUGGGGACUCAUUUGCGUGUUUUUGCUACAGGACAUUCCUGGAGAAUGGGACGAGUGCUCUCGCUGGAGGGAAGGUGCUGAGCAAUGGAGGUCAGUUUGUUAUGAUCAGUAUCAUCAGUAUAAAUCUGGAGGAAUAUGAUGAAUAUCACAAUAGUGAUUACUAUGGUGAUGGAAUUGAGGUUGUUCAUUGUUGGUUCGCUCAUCUCUUGUUUUGUCUUUCUCUCUUUUUCCUUUUCUUCAGACUGAGCCAGUCAUCCCUGUGCCUGAGACAUCGUGGAGUCUGCCUAGCGACUCCUGCCUCGCAAACUACGCCAACACUACUAUUACUACCACUACUGACCACUGGGGCCCCUAUCCCCCAGAGACUCACCCCUGACCCCUAGCCUGAGAGGCUGAACCCUGGCCCCUAACCCCAAAGACUGACUCACUGGCUGUGUCACAAAUGGCACUCUAUUCCCCAAGUGGUGCACUGCUUUUAACCAAAGCCCAUAUAAGGUGAUUGGUGUAGUGUAUGAGGAACAGGGUGUCAUUUGAGGCCCACCUCUAUGGAGAGAUGGAGGGACCACCGCCUGUGCCUAGGGACCAACCACUGUACUGUAAUACCCCUGCUACGCUUGGUACCUCUACACCUGCCACACAUUAGUAAUGGUAAUAUGGUCAUUCUGCUGACGGGCUUAUCCAAAGCCACUUACAGAUCUCUCACACACAAGCCAUAGUUGCAUUAAACACACCCUACUCACUCACUCACUCACCCCCUCUUCACGUUCCCUCCUCAUCCAGAGCCCAGUCACGGCAUUCACCCUUGAACCCAAGCUGACCUGUGAAACUCUGAUUUGUCCAGUAACAACCCUGUCUCUGCACAUCCUCGCUUGCCUUAGUCUCCUAGAGGGAGACACACAGGGGAGGGGGAGAUAUAGGGAGGAGGGGAUGGACAUGUUUUUUAUUCCUAUCAUUCUUUUAUUUGUAAUUUAAUUUUACCUGUGAUUUUGUAACUUUUUGUUUUGAUUCUGUGUAAUUAUUGGAGAUUUAAAAUCUAGAUGGAUGGAAAAACUGUACAAGGGAGCCAAUAAUUUUUUUAUUUUUUUUACCAGUUUGAUUUAGUUUGUUGCCUAUGCUGACAAGGCAUUGUUUGGCGUGAGCAAGCAACAUGGAGUAUCUGUGGAAUCAGAACUGUUCAUUUUGAACCACACAAGGUAGUAGAACGCCAGCCUGGUAGGCAGACCUAUUGUUGCUUUUGCUAACUUUAGCCAACUCAGAAACAGAUCUGACUACCAGACUAGUAGUAUAAGACCACUGUGCCAUAAAAAUGUCUCCCCAAGCUUUUGUUGCUAACUUACCUCUCCCUUCUUACCUCCCCUACCGUCCGCUCGUUAAUGUGUAAUAACCAGUUAUAACCUGUCGUAGGUAUUUGUCCUGUGUAGCACAUCAUGCUACAACUUUCGAUGGGGGCUUGGUUUUACAUUUUUUAUAAUGUAAGCCCUUUUCUGAACACAGCAAUGAAUAAUGUAAUUUAGGAAUGUAAUUUUAAGAUAUCGUAGUCAAAUGUUUAAUAUAUAUGUACUAUAUUAUUCUCUGCCUUUGUUAACGGUUGGGUGUAUUUUAAUGGGGGUUGGCUGCUAUAGUCGGAUGUUACAACAAAAUAUUUUGGUACUGUUUCUUGAAAUGCUGGGUAUUUUAGCAUUUUUGUGGUCUACUCUAGAAUAUAUUUUUGUAGUGAAUGAUUGAGUAUGAGAACCCUACUUUUUUGAUUGAUAACUUUCACACUACAUAAUGUCCUACUGGAAAAUGAAUACAUGUUUUUCACAAGA